Messenger RNA from Peromyscus eremicus (cactus mouse), 1353 nucleotides. Its product is annotated as tripartite motif-containing protein 43-like. Gene Ontology annotation, molecular function: zinc ion binding; protein binding. The coding region runs from base 1 to 1353 and encodes 450 amino acids. The record is from RefSeq and is a predicted model, not a curated record. NCBI's taxonomy places the organism in Eukaryota, Metazoa, Chordata, Mammalia, Rodentia, Cricetidae. The transcript has 6 exons.
AUGGAAACAAACAUCUCACAAGCCUUCCAGAAAGAACUCACCUGCUUCAUCUGCCUGAGCUGCCUUAUAGAGCCAGUCACUGUAAGCUGUGGCCACAGCUUCUGUCGAGCCUGCCUCCACCUUUCCUGGGAAGACAUCCAACCUCCUGUCCCAUGCCCUAUGUGCAGGAAACCAUCUCAGAAGAAGGGCUUGAGAACUAACAUUGUUCUGAAGAAGCUGGUGUCCAUUGUCAGACAAACCAGCCUCAUGAAGGACCUGAGCUCUGAGGAGCAUAAGUGUAUGACACACAAAGAGACAAAGAAGAUCUUCUGUGCUGAGAACAGGAUCUUCCUCUGUCAACCCUGCUCUAACUCCCAUGAGCACAGAGGACACAGACACUGUCCCAUUGAAGCAGCUGCUGAGAGUCAAAUGGAACAACUUCUAAAGCAAAUGGCAUCUUUAUGGGAAAAGAUCCUAGAAAAUCAAGAGAAUUUAAAGGCAGAGAACAGAAUGACAACUCUGUGGAUGGACUACUUGACUCUCCGGGAAGAAAUGAUCAGGACAGAGUAUAGAAAGCUACAUCCACUCUUCUGUGAAGAGGAAGAGAAACAUAUUGAGUCUAUGAGAAAUGAAGGCCAACGUGUUUUAGAGAAACUCAGGACAAGUGAAGCCAUGAUGAUCCAAAAGAGCAAAGAACUAAGAGAAACAUAUCAGGAGCUGAUGGCAAUGUCCCAGGAGCCAUAUGUGGUCCUGCUGCAGGUUUUGGAUGACAUAAUCAGAAGGAAUGAGUCAUUGGAGCUGAGCAUGCCCCAGGCUGUGAAACUAGAACUCAAUGCCCUACCCAUCACUGGACUGAUUGAAAAUUAUAAGCACUUCCAAGUGCACAUCUUCUUUGAAAAUAUAAUUGUACUCUAUUACAAGAUGAACCUAUUUAAUGUUAUGAGAAGAUUCAUCUUCAGACCUCACCAUAAGGAUACAUCUGUGAAUUCUGCUGGAUCCUGCUUGGCUUCCUGGGGAUCACAGAGCUUCAUCUCAGGGAAAUAUUACUGGGAGCUGGAAUUGAAGGACUCUUGGGAUUGGGCUGUGGGGGUCUGUAAGGAUUCCUGGUUAAGGAGUAGAAACCAAAUGAAUGAAUGUGAAGGUGCCUUUCUUCUUGUGUGUGUGAAGGAGGAUAAUCAAUACAGUCUCCUCACCACAUGCCCAGUUUUCCAACACUACAUAGAGAAGCCACUGGGCCGAGUUGGUGUAUUCCUUGAUUGUGAGGAUGGAUGUUUAAGUUUCAUGAAUGUUGCCAAGAGUUCCCUCAUAUACAGGUAUCCUCCUGACACCUUCAAUUAUCCUGUCAAGCCUUACUUCUCCAGGGGCCAAACAUGA